AUGUUUUCUGCUCUGUUUCUGGCAGAAGAGCAUGUCACAACUGAAAUUGAAACUGAACCCACAACUGCAGAAACAUCUACCCCUAAACAUGACACAACUGAAACUGAACUCACAACUGCAGCGACAUCUACUCCUAAACAAGACACAACUGAAUCUGAACCCACAACUUCUGCAUCAUCUACCCGUGCUCUACUUUGUACAACAGCAUCAGCUAACAUCGGGAAUCUCUUGCAACUUGGCCUUUGUACUGGGCUUGUCUAUUCGGCAAUCACCUAUGAUAUAGAAAUCGAGAAGUUUGACCUUAAAAAUGAUGACAUUGGAAAACUACAAAAGCUGCGAAAGGGAAGUGUUCCUUUUAUUGCAACUGAAGUAGACACGCGUGGAAUUAUGACGUCCAAGGUUCGACGUGUCGUGACUGUCUUCUUUACCAAAACUGAAGAGUUCCUCACAACGAACAACCUUGAUGGCAUUGCAUUUUCGGCAACCCAUCAAGAUGCCAUAAAUGUCGAGCCAUUUGCAGCGGAGUUUUGGAACCGCUCAAUGAAAUUCAAGAGACAGCCACUGGUGAUUAUAAUACUUGAAUUUGUAAAAAUCCGUGACUCCCAGGCUCUGGCAUAUGCUUUGACAGGAAAAUGCCAGUUCUUGAUUCUCAGAAAGCAGGAUCCAAGGCCACCAAGCAGCACUUGUACGCCUAGAUUUCCCAACAGGCCUCUAGAAACAAAUGAAGAGAUGGAAAUGAAAUAUCUUGAGCUGCGGUCAAGAAAUAUGACCAGCGUGUGUCUGUCAUUCACACUUGCUGUGCUCAACUUUCAUGGUGUCAAAAACCAAGGCCGUGGGAAAGUUUGUGAAAAGGAACUUUGGGUAGGGUAUGACAAGGUUUGUCACUUGAAGAAUAUGCCCUCGGCCUCUACCUAUGAGCUGAAAGAGGACAGUGGGACUGAAAUAUUCAGCUACGAAGCAGAGCGAGCAAUGCGUGAAAAAGUAUCAAAAGUGACUGGCCAAGUUGACACAUUGUGUGCUGCAGCAUUUGAUGUUGAAUUUGAAGAUGUGGAAGGGAAGUGCCCAGCAAUGGGGGAGCCAUUUUCAAGGCUUCACACUCUGAAAGUUGUACUUGAAAAAGCUAUCAAGUACACCAGUGAUUUCUCAUACCGUAUAACUACUCAGGAUGCACAAUACAAAGACCCAUAA
Messenger RNA from Rhipicephalus microplus (southern cattle tick), 1188 nucleotides. RefSeq lists its product as uncharacterized. Gene Ontology annotation, molecular function: chitin binding; chitinase activity. NCBI's taxonomy places the organism in Eukaryota, Metazoa, Arthropoda, Arachnida, Ixodida, Ixodidae. Gene Ontology annotation, biological process: chitin catabolic process. The record is from RefSeq and is a predicted model, not a curated record. Gene Ontology annotation, cellular component: extracellular region.